Molecule: messenger RNA, 2164 nt
Organism: Gigantopelta aegis
Lineage: Eukaryota; Metazoa; Mollusca; Gastropoda; Neomphalida; Peltospiridae
Product: dimethylaniline monooxygenase [N-oxide-forming] 2-like
Exons: 7
Coding region: 107-1729 (540 amino acids)
Molecular function (GO): flavin adenine dinucleotide binding; NADP binding; N,N-dimethylaniline monooxygenase activity
Source: RefSeq, a predicted model, not a curated record
UAAACAGCUACGUGUGUUUUGUGAAUAAGGCCUUCUUUCCGCUCUCCUGCCCUGACCUACACGUAGAAACUGUUGAAGAGACUAGUUGUACAGCUCAGACGUGAAAAUGAGUGACGUCAGACGAGUCGCCAUUAUUGGAGCUGGAGUGUCUGGAUUGGCUGCCCUCAAAUCCUGUCUGGAGGAAGGACUAGAACCGGUGUGUUUUGAGAGAUGCGGAGAAAUCGGCGGUAUGUGGAACGCGGACGACAACUCCUUUUCGACUUCGUCUCCAAAAACGUACCCUUCACUUGUAUCCAACACGAGUAAAAUGAUGACCUGUUUCAGCGACUUUCUUUUCUCUGAAGAAACUCCAGCGUAUAUGACUCAAAAAAUGAUUUACAACUAUCUAGUUAGAUACGUUGAUCAUUUUAAACUCCGGAACUACAUACAGUGCAAGACCGAAAUUCAGGAAGUCUCGAAAGCGCGAGAUUAUGACGAGACCGGAAACUGGGAACUCGCCAUUGAAGACAGCGAUGGAAAACGCCGUGUGGAGAUUUUCAAUGCCGUCAUGAUUUGCACGGGAAGUUUGAGAAAGCCUCGAUAUCCUGACAUAGAAGGAAUGAGAAGUUUUCAAGGAAAGAUCGAACAUGCCAUGGGCUUCAGAACAGGAGAAGUGUACAAGGGCAAAAAUGUUGUCGUAAUUGGAAAUUCGUUCUCAGCUGGAGACAUAUCUUGUGCUGCCGCAGGAUACGCAAAUCAGGUACAUAUCAGUGUUGGCCAGGGGUGCACUCUCAUAACAAGAUUUGACGAAAAUGGAUUUCCCCUGGAUAUGCAAAUGCUAAAACGCGAAUAUUUAUACAGUCCAACAUGGACGAUUCCAUUUUUUAAGAAGCAAGUCAUGAAAUGGUCGAGCCUUGCCAUAAAUCAUGACGUAGUCGGCAUGCACUCAAAUCGAGACAUCCUGUUUAGCGCCGUUAUGACCAAUGACGAAAUAGGUUUAAAAAUCAUGACGGGCAAGGUGAAGGUCGUGGGAAGAGUCCUCAAGAUGGUGAAGAGAAGCGUUCACAUCGAUGACGGGACCGUGGUGGAUGACGUAGACGUCGUGGUGUUUGCUACUGGAUACGAACGACAUCUUCCGUUUCUCGACAACAGUUUGGUGGAUUCGGCUCAAGCUAUAAAGGAUCAGAGAAACGAUUGGUACAAGUUAAUAUUUCCUGUACAUCUACGACACCCCACGUUGGCUAUGGUCGGCAUGGUAACUGCAGAGGGACCCAACCUACCGAUCUUUGAGAUGCAGUCGAGAUUUGCUGCCAGGGUGUUCUGCGGCAAACUCAAACUUCCAGAAAAGUGUGACAUGCUGAAGGACAUAGACAAGUGGAACUCGGACUUCAAACUGAAAUUUUCCUUUUACAAGCACCAGGUUCCGUUUAUUCGAUACAUGGAUGAAGUAUCAGCCGAGUUGGGCGUUAAACCUGACUUCUGGAAGUUGAUCUGGCGAGACCCACGACUUGCGUACUUGUGCACAUUUGGCCCCGCCUCCCCGGUUCAAUACCGACUACUUGGACCCCACAGCAAUGCCGAGGCUGUCAAUCACUGCUACGCCAUCUACAAGAACACGUUUUCUGGUGUCAGACACAGAAGAGUUCCACCACGAAAACCCAUCACCUUGCUUCCUACUCACAUACAAAUUCUGAUCGCUGCUGUGUUUGUAGGCGUUCUGUAUUGUAUUUGGCUAACAUAUUUCUUGUAACUAUGGUUAGGGAAAAACUGUUACCCCAGAGAUCUGUCAUAUUUUUUUACAAUUUAUUUAUUACGUAGUGGCACUGUGACAUUUCACAAUAUAGAAAAUCCGUAAUAUAUUAUUAUACAAAUGCAUCCACGCGCACACAUGCAUACAAUACUCAACCCAAAAACACGCACAUACACACAUGCACACACAGAGAUAAACAAACACGCGAAACACACGCACAUGCAUAGACAUACACACGCAAACAACACAAACACGCAUACAUGCACACACAUGUACACACGAAACAAAUUCAAAUUCUUCAUUACUUUCAGUUUUUACAACUUAUCAGCAUUACACAAACAUAAAUAUAAAAUACAUACUGUACAGGAUAAUGGUGGAGAGUGAUUUACCUUAUUGAAUACAUAAUAAUAUAUAUACUUACAUGGAUGCCUGGAU